AUGGAACAGUCCCCAAAGCUCCUUUCAAAUGAGAUACGGCUGUUAAACCUCCUGCCCGGCAAGUGGUUCGACCCGAUCCACUGUACAUGGCAGAUCGUCUCACUCAAUGGAAAUCCCAAAUACAAGGCCCUAUCGUAUGUAUGGGGCCGGUCGAAACAUUCGCAACCGAUCUACUUGAACGGUUCCCCGAUACAUAUAACUAAGCAUCUCCGACGUGCUCUACGGCAGCUACGCAGUGGCAGUGAGGCUGUCUGCCUGUGGGUUGACGCUGUCUGCAUAAAUCAAUCGGACGAUGAAGAGAAGACGGAACAAGUAAAGAUGAUGGGCAAGAUCUACGCUCAAAGCCAAGAGGUGGUUGUUUAUCUGGGGGAUGCCUUCGCUCCGAGCUUUUCCCAAUCCUUUAACACCCCUUCAGACAUGAGAGACGCCGUAUCACAUACAAUGACACCCCGCGAAUAUUAUUCUAUGUCGGGUUCCAACGAAAUGGAUACGGGCCUCGUCUGGCGAAGGCCUUUGAGCCAUAAGGAUGGGAGCUAUCUCUUCUGUUUCAUUCAACUUCUAGCAGAUGGGGUUGAUAUGAACAGAUUUAUAGCGGGUACUGAUCAAGGCAGCUUAGACGACGUGAUGGAAGCGUUAAGACUUUUUCUUUCCGCAGUUCCUUGGUGGAAAAGGGUCUGGGUCAUCCAAGAGGUAGUCAUCCCCAGCAAAAUAAUGAUCUUGUAUGGCUCUAUGAUGGCUCCAUGGGAGACAUUUGUCAAGGCUGCGAACUGCGUGCAUGAAAAUGCUGGGAAGGUGAUCCCCUCACUCGCGCCAAGCGAUGUGAAGUUUCUAGUUGAAUUCUCUCGACGAAUCCGCGGCAUUGAGUCCAUCCGAAACCGAUGGCAGAGUCCCGAGCAAAUAACAUUGGUACAGCUUCUGCGCCAAUUCAGCGGCAGGAAGGCGACAGACCCCAGAGAUAAGGUCUACGCUCUACUUGGUCUUGCCAAGGACAAACCCUCGGUUGAGCCUAACUAUGCCGCUGCAGAGCUGGAUGUCUUAGCUGAUACGACACUGGAUAUCAUAUCCAGAUCGGGGAGCCUCGAUGUGUGGGCGGGGGAUUUCACAAUGAAGGACAACCACGCAAUUCCCUCGUGGAUUCCCGAUUGGAGUUCCCCUCCGGACACCUUCAUACAAAGCCGGAUCGAGAAUGUGAAACAUUACAAUGCCUGCAAAAAUUCCCCAGUAUAUGUGCAAUUGCAAUCAUCGAAGGAGUUCAGCACUAACGGCCACAUUGGCCGUGAGCAGGGCCUUGAAGUAAUUGAAGCGUACUACAAUACUCGAGGCGGAGCUGGGUUUUUGCGACACCAUGGAGAAGGGGUCGUCUCCUUGCCAGGUUUGCUACUUGACUCAGUCUUGGUAGCUGGGGAAACGAUGUGGUCUGACACAACACUGAUUUCGACCCUUAACGCUUGGCAUGAGAUGAUCACCAAAUCUACGAUCACUUGGGAAGACUUCGAGAGCACUAUAUGCGCUGAUCUAAGAUCUUAUCCGAACAUGGUUGGCGAAGGAAGUCUCACACUUUAG
This is a messenger RNA of Aspergillus pseudonomiae, 1563 nucleotides long. RefSeq names its product HET domain-containing protein. The record is from RefSeq and is a predicted model, not a curated record. The transcript has 3 exons. Lineage: Eukaryota; Fungi; Ascomycota; Eurotiomycetes; Eurotiales; Aspergillaceae. Bases 1 to 1563 code for a protein of 520 amino acids.